Nylanderia fulva is the source of this 639-nucleotide messenger RNA. The record is from RefSeq and is a predicted model, not a curated record. Lineage: Eukaryota; Metazoa; Arthropoda; Insecta; Hymenoptera; Formicidae.
AUGGAGAGAACUUUGGAGCAACGCUAUGCGAUAAAAUUUUGCGUCAAACUCCAAAAGACGGCGAAGGAAACGUUUGAUUUCAUCAGACCUCAGACCUUCAAGAAUGAUUGCUUGUCGUACUCGCAGGUCAAAAAGUGGCACAAGUCGUUCAAGGAAAGCCGGGAAGAAGUGGCCGAUGAGGCCCGUUCUGGGCGUCCAUCAACAUCGCGAACGGACGAUAAUGUCACUCGUGUGCGAGAUUUGCUGAACAAAGACCGCCGAAUGAGUGUUCGUUUGAUGUCAGAACAAUUAAAUUUGCCGAAAACAGAUGUUCAUCGAAUUGUUUCAGAAGACUUGGCCAUGCGUAAGAUUUGCGCGAAACUUGUGCCAAAAGUUUUGUCUGACGCUCAAAAACAGCAGCGCAUGGAAGCCACAGCCCCCUAUAGCCCCGAUGUAGCCCCGGCAGACUUCUUCUUGUUCCCAAGGGUGAAAAGGGAGCUGAAAGGAAAGCAUCUGGAGACCCUGGACAACAUUCAAAACACCACGACGAGAUGCUUUAACAGCAUUCCGAAAAGCGAGUUCCAGAUGGCCUACGAUGCAUGGAAAACACGUUGGCAAAGGUGUAUAGAUGCAGAAGGAGACUAUUUUGAAGAGUAUUAA